This is a messenger RNA of Danio aesculapii, 1457 nucleotides long. RefSeq names its product protein arginine methyltransferase 6 (gene prmt6). The transcript has a single exon. Bases 41 to 1108 code for a protein of 355 amino acids. Lineage: Eukaryota; Metazoa; Chordata; Actinopteri; Cypriniformes; Danionidae. Gene Ontology annotation, molecular function: protein-arginine N-methyltransferase activity. Gene Ontology annotation, biological process: peptidyl-arginine methylation. The record is from RefSeq and is a predicted model, not a curated record.
UUCAGAAACGGAAGCGACUUGGUGGAAAAACUAAAGACGCAUGGCAAACUUGUGUAAAAUGUCACAGCACGGUACCAAGAAACGUAAAUUAGACAGAAGUACAGAGGAUUAUAUGUACUUUGACAGCUACUCCGAUGUCACCAUUCACGAAGAGAUGAUUGCAGACACGGUGCGCACGAACACCUACAGAAUGGGCAUUUUUAAAAACAGUAAGUCAAUAGAGGGGAAAGUGGUGCUGGAUGUGGGAGCCGGUACCGGCGUUUUGAGCUUAUUCUGCGCGCAGGCAGGAGCCAGGAAGGUGUAUGCGGUGGAAGCGAGUUCGAUUGCCGAUCAGGCUGUGAAAAUCGUAAAACUGAAUCAGAUGGAGGACAGAAUCGAAGUCAUUAAAUCAACACUAGAGACGAUCGAACUAGCCGAACAGGUGGAUGUGAUUGUCAGUGAGUGGAUGGGCUACGCGCUCCUCCACGAAUCCAUGCUGAACUCUGUCAUCUUCGCCCGGGAUAAGUGGCUCAAACCCGGCGGCCUCAUUUUGCCGAGCCGCGCGGAUCUUUACAUCGCUCCCAUUAACGACGUAGUGGUGGAGGGCAGGCUGGAUUUCUGGAGCACCGUUAAAGGACAGUACGGCGUGGACAUGUCCUGCAUGACCGACUUUGCCAGGAAGUGCAUCAUGAACAAAGACAUCACCGUGAAUCCGGUGACAGUGGAGGACGUGCUUUCCCACCCGUGCAAAUUCGCAGAGCUGGACUUGAACACGGUCACACUCGAGCAGCUCCGGGAUGUGAAUGGCUCGUUCAGCUGUGUGUGCUUCGGCUCGUCCUCCAUCCAUGCCUUCUGCGUGUGGUUCACUGUGACUUUCCCAGCUGAGGAGAAGGCCCUGGUGCUCUCCACAUCCCCGUUCAAAGCAGAGACGCACUGGAAACAGGCUGUGCUGUAUCUGGACGAUGCUGUGGACGUGAUGCAGGACACUAAAGUCCAGGGCGAGAUUAGUUUGUAUCCCUCUGAGGAGAACUCGAGACACAUAUGCAUCCGCGUGGACUAUGUGAUAGGUGAACAGAAAAAGCACUCCAAAAGCUUUUCUAUUCCUGACCAGUAUUUAGAAGUUAAAUAAGCAAACAUAUAUUUUUUAGUUAUUUCCCUGGUCAAAAUCAAAGGAAUGCUAAUGGAAUUUGCAAUCAGUGUCAUGGUGAUUAAAUAGGAAAAAUAUGAUACUGAAAUUAAUUUCCCCUCAUCCUAUAGUAGAGUCUUCUGUUUACAAUAAUAAUAUAGGUAUAAUAAUAAAUUAGCAUUCCUUUUGGAUUGUUUAUGUUUACCCUCUUGGUUUCACACAGAAUAACUGAAUUAUUUUUCUCUAUGCAUUCUUGGAGUUGUAUGUUCAGUGUCUGGGGAAAAACGGUUUCAACUUCUGUCUGAUGACAGCACAUGAGAAGAGUUAUUAAAAAUAAACCGUGCUUGCUUAA